AUGGAAGGACAACACUUUGCAGCACACAGAGCAAAAUUGAUACAAGUGUUAAAUGAGCACAAACUUAGCCGUAGUAUUGUUUUCCUCCGGUCUGGAAAGGAGGAAAUGGAACCUUUUAGUAAUGGCGAGAAAUCUUUCUACCAGGAAGCGUUAUUUUACUGGUUAACAGGCUGGAAUGAACCAAACUCAGGCUUAAUCAUCAACGUUAUUCAGAAUAAAUCAAUUUUAUUAAUUCCAGAUUAUGAUGAUAGCUAUGAAGUCUGGACUGGUGACAUUCCAACAGAAGAAGAAGUUAUUGCUAUGACAGGAGUUGACGAAGUAGCAUCUAUGGAAGCUGCAGGCAUUAUAAUGGAAGAAAUUAUUGCAAAUGAUCAACCAAUUCGCAGAUUACUCGGAUAUCAAGAAUUCCAAUCACUUAACUACGAUGAUACAACUACACUUAUCACAGCUGCUGGUCUCGCAAGAAAAGUUAAGUUUGAAUGGGAAAUUGAUUGCUUAAGAGCUGCUGCUAUCAUGACAUCAGAUAGUAUCUGUGCCGUUAUGAAGAUGACUAGGUCAGAUAUGUCAGAAAGAGUCCUUGAAGCCACUUUUCUUUACGAAGGUAUCAAAUUAGGAGCUGAUGGACUUUGUUUCCCAACGAUUGCUGCAUCAGGACAGAACGCUUCUUACCUCCACUACGUCAGAAACUCUUCAUCUGUUAAUCCAGGCUCUCUUGUUUUGAUGGAUUGCGGUUUAUUCUACAAACAUUACUCAGGAGAUGUCUCCAGGACAUUCCCAGCUAACGGCAGAUUCACUGACGUCCAAAAAGCAGUCUACAACCUUUUAUUGAACCUCCAAAUUAAUUUGAUUAACAUGGUUCAUCCAGAUGUGACUAUUGAUGACUUAGACAGCGCUAUGAGAUACGGAGUUCACCAGAUUUUGGUCAGUUUAGGCAUUGUUUCUGGAAAUUCCAAACCGAAAUUCCCAGUUAUCAACGUUUUCAUACCACACAGUGUUUCCCAUCACAUUGGAUGCAACAACCAUGAUCCUGUCAUCCACAAUCCACCUUCAAAGAUCAAAUUACCAAGAAAUGAUCAAGUUCUUGGCCCAGGAAUGGUCAUUUCCAUUGAACCAGGUAUAUACUUCAACAGAAUAAAUAUUCCUCGCGCGAAAGAAGACGGAAUUCCUUUCAAUUACGAUACAGCUCUCUCAUUCUGCGACGUAAUAGGCGGAAUCAGAAUUGAAGACGACGUACUCGUUACACAGAAAGGACACGAAGUAUUGUCCAACGCUCCAAAGACUGUUGACGAAAUCGAGGCUAUUAUGAAUCCAGAUAAUUGA
Trichomonas vaginalis G3 is the source of this 1320-nucleotide messenger RNA. Its product is annotated as aminopeptidase family. The transcript has a single exon. Lineage: Eukaryota; Parabasalia; Trichomonadida; Trichomonadidae. The record is from RefSeq and is a predicted model, not a curated record. The coding region runs from base 1 to 1320 and encodes 439 amino acids. Gene Ontology annotation, molecular function: metalloaminopeptidase activity; manganese ion binding.